Rattus norvegicus (Norway rat) is the source of this 6292-nucleotide messenger RNA. The record is from RefSeq and is a predicted model, not a curated record. NCBI's taxonomy places the organism in Eukaryota, Metazoa, Chordata, Mammalia, Rodentia, Muridae.
UUGAUAUCCACAAGGAAAACCUAGCCUAGCUUUCUAGGCAUGCCUUCUGUCACUGAGUUGGAUUCCCUCGCCCUCCCAGCCUAACUUCUUUGACAAGCCAGCGGCCCUGUUUGCUGGACAGUGUGUGUGCGCAGGCUGGACCAGUUGGUACCAGGCCCAGCAUCUCCAAUGCUGAUGCCACCUGACUGGCAACAACAGAGCUGGAGUGCUGAGCUUUGUCUAGUGUUGAAUGUUGCUGCCUGGGGGCAGGGGCUAGGGACAGAGCUCUGUCAGUGUCCUGUUCUUUGGCCAGAAUUACCUGUUUAAUCUCGUUUUCUGCUGUGUGGUCUGUGUUUUCUCCCUCCUUUUCUGGAGUGGCUGGUGUCAGGAGCCUUUUCUUUUCUUUCUUUUUUUUUUUUAAGAUUUAUUUUAUUCCAUGUAUGUAAGUACACUGUCGCUGUCUUCAGACACACCUGAAAGGGACAUCGGAUCCCAUUAUGGAUGGUUGUGAGCCACCAUGUGGUUGCUGGGAAUUGAACUCAGGACCUCUGGAAGAGCAGUCAGUGCUCUUAACUGCUGAGCCCUCUCUCCAGCCCGUCAGGAGCCUUUUCAAUUCUAAGGUUGGAGGUGUCCUCCUUGUCUCUACUGUUGGCUUUAUUUCGAUGUCCGUAAAGUAGCGGUCCUGUUUGUGGGAAUUAGAUGUGAUGUGUAUGUCAGCAAAACUUGCAUAAACCAGAUAGAUAUUCAAAAGAUAUUUUUCGUUCCUUGAACUCUGGAAAUUCCUUUCUUUGGGAUGCUGGGGUAAGCCAGCACGAAAAAGGUAGGAAAUAACUCCUAUCUCAACUUCCACUGGUUAUCAAACCCACGCCAGGCUAAAUAUCCAGCCAGAUGGACCAGCCAGCCCCUAGCAGGAGUUCCUCUCCCCAGAGUGCUGUCAGCAGCCCUCAAGUGUCUAAUGACAAGAGCACAUUGAGCCAGCAAAUAGUGUCUGAGCUGGGAGAACGUAGUCACUGUAGGGAUGUAGCCAUUGUAGAGUCCCAGCUCCUGUUAAUGGAGAUCCAUGCACCCGGAAACUGGAGUGUCCCUCACUGACUCCCAGACUCCCUGGUCCAAUCAAAAGAUUCCUGCAUUGGCCUGCCUUCUAGACUUCAAGGCCUAGGCUGUGCUUUGCUUCUGUCUUGUCUGGACCACACAGAAAAGGUGUCAUGGGAAAGGGGCAAACCAGAGACUGAGGACCAAAUGCAGAUUUUAGCUUUGCACCUUAACCUAGCAGAGAGUUUGGAGAGAGAGAGAGAAAGAGAGAGAGAGAGAGAGAGAGAGAGAGAGAGAGAGAGAGAGAGAGAAGAGAAGAGAAGAGAAGAGAAGAGAAGAGAAGAGAAGAGAAGAGAAGAGAAGAGAAGAGAAGAGAAGAGAAGAGAAGAGAAGAGAAGAGAAGAGAAGACGGACAUCUUGGGGAUCAGGGAGUCCUGUAGGAUUAGGUAUGGGACUUGAGCUGCAGCGGGUUCAGGUGAAGGGCAGAGGCUGUUCAGGAAGGGGAAGUAGCUGGAAGCAAAAACCAGCAAGUGCCAGUAAAUUCCUCUGUCCUGGGCCCAAGGAGGUGUGACCAUCUAGGACACACAGAUCUGUGACCCGGAUCUGAGAUCAGAACCCAGUUGUGUGGCUUUGGUUCUCAUGUUCUUUCCUGUAUCCCUCACUGGAGAAGGGCCAGUAGGAGGGGCGAAUAUGUUUGGAAAUCCCACGCUCUAGGGCCUGUGUGUCCUUUCUGCGUAGCACCUGCUUACCUUUUCAUGACUUAGUUGUACGUCCACUUCCCCCAGGAAGCCUUGACCGCGCCACCGCCGACAUGCCUCCUACUUGCUUGGCCACGUCUUAGUGCUGGUACCACCUUUCUACCCAUGAACCCAUACUGUACUGUAUCCCUGUUACUCUCUCCUGCUGAGCAGAACCGUGUAACCAGCACUUUCACUGCUGUGGGGGGGGGGGAUGGUAAACAGUUGUGGCUCGAUGAGUACUGAAGGGCGUGGUUUGGGGCUCUUUGACAUUUCCUUAGGGGUGCUUUGGUUGCAUGCUGAGGUAGACUUCCUCCAAGGGUGGGUAGACUGGCUUGUUAAUGUCUCUUCUCACCUUGUUCACCCGGGUGGUUGUUAUUUCUGGGCUUAGGACACAAACCAAGGGCCUUAUGUAAGCUCUGUGAAGUCUCUCCACUGAACUGGGUCCUCAAUCUGCUUUGUUUCUGAGACAGGGUCUCACUGGGUAGCCCUGGCUGGCUUAGAAUUCAUCAUGAAGACUAGACUGGCCUCAAAUUCAUGGAGACCCACAUCCCUCUGCUGGGACUAGAAAUGUCCCACUGAUACCUGGCUUUUUUUUGUUCUCUUUUUUGAAGCAGGGUCUUGUCAUGUGGUCCAGUCUGAUCAUAAACCCAUAGUCCUCCUGCCUCAGCCUCCCUAAUGCUAGGGUUUAGAGGUAUGUCCCUCAUCUUUGAGAGUACACUUUUGCAGAACUGGCUGAUCCAGAGCCUUCUCAUUACAGAUAGGCUGGUCACAGACCUGAGUGUCUGGACAGAUAGAACCCAAGAGACCAUCAGCUUUGCAACCCUGGAGGCAGGCCAGCCACCCAGAGCUGGGACAGCACCUUGUUGGAACACUGCCCAGGGCCCUGCUCAGCCGUUUGACCUAAAUGCUCAGCCCCCCCGGGCUCUUUCCUCUCUACCUCACCUCCAGAGAGGGGCCAGGCUAAAGGAGAGGACUCCGAUUGGCUGUGCGCACCAUGGGAAGAGCUGCCCAGGCUGGCCUGGCUGAGUGGCAGGUGUCAAGUUCACAGAGAGAAAGGCUGUUGAAGUUUCACUUUGCAGAAGCUCUGGAAAGGUGGGAGGGACUUCCCCGGUGACCUAGAGACUGAGGCAAGACCCCCAUUGCUUCCCAGGCAUCCCUUCUUUCUUUGUGGAGGACUUCUGUUUUUUUUUUUUUUUUUUUUUCCCACUCUGCUUUUAUUUCGGACUAAGACAAGAAAGAAUUUAGUUACUAAUUUCUGCCAGGAACAGAGUCCAGCUCCAGGAGAGAGGAGGAGAGAUGGCAGUUCUGUCCCCAGUGCCCUGCUUACUCGGCCAAGUUUCAGGUGACCUCUGACCUUGGCACAGAGCUGGUGUCUGAACAGUGUGUGGACAGGUCUGAUGGGGGUCCGACUGACGAGAUGUGUCCCCAUCAAGCAAGGCACUAGAUGGUGACGUGUUCAGUGUGGGAUGAGAUGCCGAAGUGGUACUCAAGGGCUGGCCGAAAUGGGAGCCUGGCUGCACCCUCGGAGGUUGGUGCUAGCAAGGAGGAGAAGCCGCGGCAGGGCUGACUCAAAACAGCUGUGGAGUGUGUGAAUGGCCCCCGGACCCCUAACCGCCCUGUCCAUCAUGAUCCAGAGGCUGUGGGCCAGCCGUCUGCUAAGGCAUCGGAAAGCCCAGCUCCUGCUGGUCAACCUGCUAACCUUCGGCCUGGAGGUGUGCCUGGCUGCUGGCAUUACCUAUGUGCCACCCCUUCUGCUGGAAGUCGGGGUAGAGGAAAAGUUCAUGACCAUGGUGUUGGGCAUUGGCCCAGUGCUGGGCCUGGUUUCUGUUCCACUCCUAGGCUCAGCCAGUGACCAGUGGCGUGGGCGCUAUGGCCGCCGGAGACCCUUUAUCUGGGCUCUGUCCCUGGGUGUCCUGCUAAGCCUCUUCCUCAUCCCGAGGGCCGGCUGGCUGGCAGGGCUACUGUGUUCAGAUACUAGGCCCCUGGAGUUGGCCCUGCUCAUCUUGGGAGUGGGGCUGCUGGACUUUUGCGGCCAGGUGUGCUUUACUCCACUGGAGGCCUUACUCUCCGACCUCUUCCGGGACCCAGACCACUGCCGCCAAGCCUUCUCUGUCUAUGCCUUCAUGAUCAGCCUCGGGGGCUGCCUGGGCUACCUCUUACCUGCCAUUGACUGGGACACCAGCGCCCUGGCCCCCUACCUAGGCACUCAGGAAGAAUGCCUCUUCGGCCUCCUCACCCUCAUUUUUCUCAUCUGUGUGGCAGCCACUCUGCUUGUGGCUGAGGAGGCAGUCCUUGGCCCACCCGAGCCAGCAGAAGGGUUGUUGGUCUCCUCCGUGUCACGCCGGUGCUGCUCAUGCCAUGCUGGCCUGGCUUUCCGGAAUCUGGGUACCCUGUUUCCCCGGCUGCACCAGCUGUGCUGCCGAAUGCCUCGCACCCUGCGCCGGCUCUUUGUGGCCGAGCUGUGCAGCUGGAUGGCACUUAUGACUUUCACACUGUUCUACACGGACUUCGUGGGAGAGGGGCUGUACCAGGGUGUCCCCAGAGCAGAGCCAGGUACCGAGGCCCGGAGACACUAUGAUGAAGGCAUUCGAAUGGGCAGCCUGGGGCUCUUCCUGCAGUGUGCCAUCUCCCUGUUCUUCUCCCUGGUCAUGGACAGGCUGGUACAGAAGUUCGGCACACGGUCAGUCUACCUGGCCAGUGUGAUGACCUUUCCCGUGGCUGCCGCUGCCACGUGCCUGUCCCACAGCGUGGUUGUAGUGACAGCCUCAGCUGCCCUCACCGGGUUCACCUUCUCAGCCUUGCAGAUCCUGCCUUACACGCUCGCCUCCCUCUACCAUCGAGAGAAGCAGGUGUUCCUGCCCAAAUACCGAGGGGACGCUGGAGGUGGUAGCAGUGAAGACAGCCAAACAACCAGCUUCUUGCUAGGCCCUAAGCCAGGAGCUCCCUUCCCCAAUGGACACGUGGGCCCUGGCGGCAGCAGCAUCCUGGUGCCCCCACCUGCACUCUGUGGGGCCUCUGCCUGUGAUGUCUCCAUGCGAGUGGUAGUGGGUGAGCCACCUGAAGCCAAGGUUGUUACUGGACGGGGCAUUUGCCUGGACCUUGCCAUCCUGGACAGUGCCUUUCUGCUGUCCCAGGUGGCUCCGUCCCUGUUCAUGGGCUCCAUUGUCCAGCUGAGCCACUCUGUCACUGCCUAUAUGGUAUCAGCUGCAGGCUUGGGUCUGGUCGCCAUUUACUUUGCUACACAGGUAGUGUUUGACAAGAAUGACUUGGCCAAAUACUCACUGUAGAAUUCUGUAAGGCAUCAAAGAAGAGGAUCUGCCUCCCCGGUUCUCAGCCCCAGAGGGCUGCAGAGCUGGUCUCUUUCCGGUCUCUGUUGCCCUGAGUGGCUCUCCACUGCCAUCCGAAGGCAGUGAGGUGUAUGGCUGCACAGGUUGGAGCUUUUGGCUCUGGCUUCAGAGUCUGCCUGGCCUCCUGGCGGCUUCCCACUUGGGUCUGAAGUUCUGCAGGGAUGCAAAUGCAGUCUGUAUAGGUGCUUUAUCAAGGCUCCAAGUGAACGGCUAACCUCCUGCUUGAGUCACCAGAGGAAGGGCAUGGGGGGCCCGAAUGAACUUCCCCUUCAAGUCCCUUGUCCAGUUCCUGCCGCUGUGGCUCUUGCAUGAGCGUUUCCUCCAUGGGGCUCUACGCCCUCCACGGGCCUCCACGGGGCUUCACGGGGCGGAAGUUGGAAGGACCCUAGUGGGCAAGAUGAAGCCUCGCGAUCCACAGCGCUGCCUUUCUGCUGAGCCCCCCACCCCCACUCAUUUCAGGAAAUGGCUCGGCUUGUCGGCCCUUGCAUUGACACGGGCCUUUAAAUAUUUAACUUAUUUAUUAACGAAUAAGAAGGAAAUUCAUACCCAGCCUUUUUAACGUUGUGCCUAGGAGUUGAGUAGGGUGGGAUCCCCCAAAACUGGUUCCCCCGAAAUAGUUGGUCACUGUGCUAGAUAUUGCCAGACUCCUCUUCCGGGGUGAUAGAUGUGGUCCCCCAAACCGCCCAGUACCUUGGGCAAUCUAUUCUUCCCGAUUGAGAGCCAUAAGAUGCCCCGACUCAAGACUGGCCAUUGAGGGAAAGUGGAAUGGGACCCAAGGUCUCCUCAGCCUUCUAAAACCCAAUUUUCUCUUGACCUAAUUGGUUCCCUGAUUGCUCGCUGCUCCCUAUGGGAAUGGACCAUGAAGAGAUUGCCCUUCCAAGUCUAGCCACUGGCUUCAGGACCUCUCUGUGGGGCUUGUUGAACCCUAAGCACAAAUGUGUUUCCUUAGGCCUCUGCCCAUCUCAGCCUCUGGGGCAAAUCUGUCACAGCCUGGGGAAAUCUCACACAAACUCAGGAGUACUCCCCGCCAGAGCCAGUGAGCUCAUCGUGUCUGGGGGGGAGUUCAGUGCUGAUUGCAAUAAUGUUAUCUAUGUCUUAUUUAUUUAGCAGAGUAAAUAUUUUAUACCGUAUGUGAUAAAUCAGAGUAUAAUGUUUAUGGUAAUGAAAUUAAAAGCUUCGUAUAUGUUUACUUGA